AGCUGGGUGGAGGAGCUGCGAAUGGGGAGCCGGGAAUCGAGGCGAGCGCGCAGGACGAUUUCUCCGGGACAUUGCCACCUUCCUGUUAUCUCAGGUCAUGUCCUCUGGUCCUGACCGCGCGAGAGACCUGGAAGUGAGAGAGGGAAUGGAGGAGGACAUGGACUCCGAGGAAGAGGAGGACCCAGAAGAUCUUGGUGAUGAGGAAGAGGAGGAGGAUGAUAUGGAUUCUGAUGAGGAGGCAGAGGAUCCCAGUCUCAAAGAAAAGAUUGCCUGGGUGGACAUAGAGACUGGACUCAUUGAGAGGUGCAAGAAAAGUAGCCUCUUGCUCAAGGCUGCUGAAGAUCAGUUGCUGAAGUUUCUGGAAGAGCACACAGAGAAAGACAAAGUACCACUAGCAGGCAAUUCUGUUAAUGCUGACAAAAAGAAGUUCUUGGUGAAGUACCUACCUAAAGUGAUGGAGCACCUUCAGGAUCGUGUUGUGGAUGUCAAAAGUGUCAAGGAACUGUGCAAGAGCUGGUAUCCUGAUGAGUUCAACUCAGCUCCUAUCUCAAAUGAAUCCAAUACACAAGUAAUAGAAAGAGUACGGGAGAACAUUGAAGAGCUGAAAUAUUACAAGGCAACAUUAUGUAAUGCUGUGAAUGUACAACUCUAACUAUUCAGGUUUGGAAUCCUGCUAAGAGAUUAGAAUAAUUUACUUCCAGGAGGUUAGUCUUUUAUACUGUGAUUAUUACAUAUUUAUCUUACAUUGAUAAAAAGAUUUUUGUCAAGAUAAACUUUUCACCUCUUAUUGGCUUUGUCAUAUCUUUAGUGUGAGUAGUAUAGAAAUCCUCUAAACUUCUGUAACUGUUAGUGUGAAACUUGCAAAAGUUGAAAAUGUUUUCUUUUCAGUUAGAAAGUGUGAUUUUGGGAGUUUGUUUAUAAAUGUAACAUAAUUGACUGAUUUCAGGUAUAACAAUGAAAAAAAGUUAUUCUUUGUUAGAAAAUAUUUGAAUAUGGAUGAUAUGAAUGUGAUAGUGGCUGGUUUCAUAAUUGGAGGUGCAAAAUUAAGUUUGAUGUCCUGUACCAUGGUGUAUGCCAUCAUUUGUAUGAUUUAUCUUUUUCAUAUUCUACCAAAGGAUGGUGCUGAGCUGAGGAUCUACUUACUGUCAUAUGGUUUAGCUAUUCUAGUGAUGGUGAGGAUUCAUAGUUGCAACAUUCAUUUUAUAUGCUUGCAUUUCUAUGGAUGAGCAGUAAUUAGCAUUGGCUUCACCUUGUGUUAAAAAGUUCAUCUGAGAGGAGUAUUCAAAGCUACCUUGAUGAUGAUGGGUUAGUUAUGUCUAAGAGUCUUGGGAAUGUAUUUAUUCCCUCAUGCUAGUCCCAAGUUUGUCUGGGCAUUUCUGAAGCCUGUUGUGGGUGAUGAAGUUCACUGUACAUUUCCAUCUAGAGAUAAGGAUAGCUGUUGUGUGAAGUGACUUGGUGUGAAAACUUAUGUCUCUUGUUCUUCAACAUUGAGGUGUAACAUCUCAAAUAGCUAUUGGUCUUUAGUUGUUACUAAUAUAACCGAGGCAUGUAACCCCUUUUAUAUGGACUAGCUUUGUUCACAAUUAUCCAAAAUAUGUUUCCCAGUUGUUUUGAGGCUAUAGGCUACUAUCCAGUGACACCUUGUCAUGUCCAUCCCCUUGUGGUAAGAGUUCUAGAAAGAAGUAUCACACAUAGAAACAAAAAGCACUAAUGUUUACAAUAGAGAUGUGUCAUAUGAUCCUUGGAACAUACAAAAUUACAUGCAUACUGCAUACAGUAUGUGCCAAAAUAUUAGGUGUGUGAGAGUGUGUGACAAUCAUGAUUGUAAUGAAUGAAUGAAAUGUAUGAAACAUAA
This is a messenger RNA of Portunus trituberculatus (swimming crab), 1855 nucleotides long. RefSeq names its product oligoribonuclease, mitochondrial-like. NCBI's taxonomy places the organism in Eukaryota, Metazoa, Arthropoda, Malacostraca, Decapoda, Portunidae. Gene Ontology annotation, molecular function: nucleic acid binding. The coding region runs from base 98 to 652 and encodes 184 amino acids. The transcript is spliced from 4 exons. The record is from RefSeq and is a predicted model, not a curated record.